Molecule: messenger RNA, 948 nt
Organism: Colletotrichum chrysophilum
Lineage: Eukaryota; Fungi; Ascomycota; Sordariomycetes; Glomerellales; Glomerellaceae
Exons: 2
Coding region: 1-948 (315 amino acids)
Source: RefSeq, a predicted model, not a curated record
AUGCCUACCGCGACUUCAACCUCCCAAUUUGCCAUCACCAACGUCGGACCCCUAACAACGGUCUUCACAACACCGACCUCCUGCGCGACCGCAUCACCGGAGCUGUAUCUCGCAAUCAGCGGCGCGUGGGGAUCUGACCGCGUCGCCGCUUACUACAAGCAAGACUGUGACGUCGCAAAGUUGGGCGAAUGCUUCCCGUCCGGUAAGGAGCUCGACGACGCAAUAUCUGCGGCAAGCACCAAGGCGAAUAACGACCGCGCGACAAUCGUAUACUUCUCUCCUGCAAGCCAAUGCCCGGAUUCAUACACGACCGCGGGCUCAGCCCACAGGGGCGGCGACGGCAACGUCACGUCGUCUGGCGUAUUCGUGCCACCGGUUGUGACGAGCGGUUUACGCUCCGGCGGCUUGAUUGGCUACAACCCGCCGCUGAACGUGUUGAUGGAGGUUCUUGACGAGGAUGAGACAGCGAUUGUUUGUUGUCCCGAAAACUACACUGUCGGCAUCAACGGCGGCUGCUUUUCAACAGUCCCGGAUACCGUAUACGGCGAAAAGACGGCCUGCGGGAGGGUCAUCCCAAACGAUGUCUACACCGAGGUCACGGCCGCCAUAACCUACAACAACACCGUCGUGACGGGUCGCGUGAUAUCGUACACCGCCUCGGGUCCCAUUGAGUACAGCACUCGCACCGCAACGUACACGGCUUCUGCGAUCACUGAAAGUAUGUACCCAGUCGCGUACAAGCCGGCCGUCACCUUGGUGAAUAAGGGCGAGGCCGGAGAGACUGGCGGUGCCAGCGGCAGCGGAAGCGGCACUGCAGCUCCGUCGGGGACGGGGGCUAGUGCAGCUCACGGCAUGAGGAUGACUACCUCCGGAGGUGGUGUUGGAAUCUUGGCUACAGUGUGGACUUUCGCGGCGCUGGCUGGUGUUGCGCUUGCCAUGCCCUUUUAA